UUCAUUUUCAUCCUCAUCCCCAUCUUCAUCUUCAUCAUCUUCUUCUUCUUUCUCUCUUUCUUUCCUGAUCUCUCUUUUUAUAUCGUGAGUCCGUAAAUAAACGAAAGUAUAAUAAAUCGGUUGUCCAGCCGAACUAGUUGUUUGUUUUUGUUAUCAUCACCUUUCAAGAAAGAGAAAGAAGAAAAAAGAAGACAGAAAAUACAGUUUUAUUUUCAAUAUCAGUAAACUUCAUUUUUAUUUGUAAAUUGGAUGUUAUUGGUUACAUGAACAGAUAACUUUUUUUCCCUUCAACUUUACCAAAUUUUCAAUGUUUAACAGUAACUCCAAAACCAUUGCAACCUCAAAUCUUGACCAUUAAUUGACCAACAACAACAACAAAAUAGAUAAACUUAUCUUGCCUUUUGUUAACUUCAUUCCUUACCAUUGGAAAAUAAAUCUCUUUCCUUGUUUUGUUUGCAGUGUGUUUACAUCUUCAUUGUGCCACUUGAAUUUACCCAAAGUCUCCCAUUGUUAUCAUUGUUAUUCAAUAGCUUAUUUUACCCUUCCUAUUGAAGUUAAACAUUAAUUAAUAAAUUAAUUAAUAAUUGUAAUCGUCAACUGCAAAAAUUACUAUUAACUAAACAAAAAAUUAACAAAAUAUUUAUAAAACCUUCAUUUUUAUCCAUCAACUUACGUGAUUACUUCAAGCUUAUUUUCAACUCUUACUGUCUCUCUGUUUUCUCUGUUUUCUUUGUUUCCACUUUUUCUUUUUCUUCUCACUUCAUUUCUUGAUAAUUUUUUUACGGUGAUUAUACGUUUUGUUUUAUGGUAUGGCUCUCAAGGCAACCCAGAGCCUUCUAUGUGCAGGUUAUUAUCCUUCGUCCUCAUUGGCAUCACCAACAUUUCGAAAGCAGUUAACCCAAACUUGGUGUAAAUUGGCACAAACCCACCGAACCAGUAAAUCCUGUGAUCAAAAAUUGUCAACGACACUUCUAUCACCAUCCAAAGCUUUAGUUUCCUUGAAAUUGUCAUCCACUUCAAGAGCUAUUCCAUCGACAAUCCAAACGAAACCAUCUUCACCUGUAUUUCCCACUGAACUAGUGACAGACUCGUGUCCAGUCAAUCGUAUUAAUGAUCCAUCAGAAUGGCAGCUUGAAACGACGGACGAUUUUACAUCAACCAGAUAUGUUGGAGAUGAAAUGCAAUCCCAAUGUCCAUUUUCAGGUUCCAAACAGUUUGCUCAGUCAUCAGUCAAUAAUAGUGGAAUGGAUGGAAGAUUAGUUUACAAAGAUAUUCACCAAUUAAGAUGUCCCAAUUAUUCGAGUGCACAACCCUUUGAGGAGAUGCCAACACCUAAAAGUUAUCCAGUAGUCGGUACAACAUUAACUCUAAUGGCUUUUGGUGGAGCCGCACAUCUACAUGAAUAUUGUGAUUCACGUCAUAAAGAGUUAGGACCCAUUUAUAGAGAAAAAUUAGGACCCACUGAGUGUGUUUUCAUUGCUGAUAGUUCAAUGGUACAAAAGGUUUAUUCCAAUGAGGGAAGAUUUCCUAAUCAUAUGGUUCCUGAGGCAUGGACCAUUUAUAACGAGAUUACCGGUGUCAAGCGAGGCCUCUUUUUUAUGGAUGGACCAGAGUGGGAAAGGCGAAGAAAAGGAAUGAACAAGGUAUUCUUAGCGCAACCCAUAAUUUCGGAAUAUACUGAGUCAUUCAACGAAGUCGUAACUGAUGUAUUAAAUAAAUGGAGCAGUUUGGUUGAGUCCAACAAAGACGAAAAUGGUCGCUCAGGUCUUUUAACUCAACUGGAAAGAGAGCUUUAUAACUGGUCUAUUGAAUCGUUAUCUACAAUGAUUUUUGGUCGUCGUUUGGGUUGCGUUGAAACUUCUCAUGAUUUACGAUAUAAAACUCAUAAAAUGGAUCAAGUACACCUCUUUGUCCAGUGUGUUCAACAAUUAUUUGUAGAGUCUGCUAAAUUGACUCUUCUUCCUGCACGCUUGGCUCAACGUUUUAAUCUACCAGUUUGGCAACGAUUUAUGGAAGCUGCAGAUCAAGCCCUUAGAUUAGCUCGAAGUUAUGUCGAAGAGAAUGUUAAAGCAGCUCAAGAUGAUCCAGAGAAUGGGUCCAGAGGAGUUUUAGAAAUGCUCUUGGCUCAACCACAGAUUGACCAAGAAGAAUUGAUUAGAAUUAUUGUAGAUUUGUUUCUGGCUGCUGCUGAUACGACUUCACAUGCAACUCAAUGGGCUCUCUAUUUGCUUUCAAAAAAUCCUGAAUACCAAGAGAAGAUAUUGAAACAAGUUGAAUCAGUUGUUGGAAAAAAUGGAACUGUUCGUGAAGAACAUCUCAAACAUUUCACCUUGGUUAAAGGAGUCAUCAAGGAAACUCUCAGAUUGUAUCCUGUUGCUCCCUUUAUAAGUCGAAAACUUGAUCGUGAUAUUGUAUUAGGUGGAUACCAAAUUCCAGCAAAUACACUACUUGCCAUAUCCUUAUACACAACUGGUCGAGAUGAAAAGUAUUGGACCGAUGCAAAAUCCUUUAAACCUGAAAGAUGGGUCAGAGAAGAGUCAAAUAAGAAAAUAAUUAACAGUCACGCUAGCUUACCUUUUGGGUUAGGCAUUCGAUCUUGUGUUGGUCGUCGAGUUGCCGAAGUUCAAAUGCAAUUUCUUCUUUCAAGAAUAAUUCAGAAAUUUUACUUCGAACCCGGAAAUAAAGAGGACAUCGGUAUUAAACUACGAAUGAUUACCACUCCAGAGUCUCCGAUACAUCUACGAUUAGUUGAACGUUCAGCUGUUUAACAAAACCUAAACUGAAAACCAAACCAAACCAAAAACAGCUGUUUAACUAAACUUCUAUUUCAACAAAUUUUAUCAUAUUUCACUCAUCAUUUCCACAACCAUCUUGAACAUCAUGAACCAUCAAGAACAGAAUUUGCAAUUGCUGUUCUUAGUCGAUUAUCUCAUUGGCGAUUAACGAGAUACAUUUUUAACCCACCGUUUUGUAAUCUUGAAAGGACCAUCAAGUCAUCGAUAGAUUUGAAAGGAAAAGCAGAAGUGUAAAGACAAUGGAAAAGAAAAACAUCUCUCAAGAAUCUCAUCUCAUCACAUCAAUUCGUUAAUCAAAUCUUCAUACCUUGUUUUAAAUCUUUGCAUAUAUUUUAAUCAAUUUAUCUAGAGUCUAAAUUCCCACGCUAGUACUAAAAAAUUUCGUAUUAAGAGACUUAUCAGCUGAGGCAAAGUGAUAAAUUUUUAUAUAAAUAUAUAUAUUUAAUCAUAAGCAUUCAAAUUUAUUUAAAAAUCAUAAAAAUUAGUAAAUGAAAAUGAAAAAAUUGAUGAAGCUUGUUAACGUUUUAAAUACCAUGAAAGUUGAUUUCUCUAAGUUAUUGUGAUAUAAUCUAAUGUCAUCUUGAAUGAUCAAAGAUCAACUCUUCAAUUUUAUAUCUCUUUGUUUAUUUUAAUAACUGCACAAAGAUUUAAUAACCGUCGGAUUACACCUUCGUAACUUUUUUUAAUCGAUUUUUAUACAAGCCGUUAAUAAUAUGCAUAAUUGUGAUACCUUUUGUCAUAAAUUUAAUCUCCCUAUUGAUUGAAUUUAAAAAAAAGCAACAAUAAAAAACUCAAUCAAACAAAAAACAAGGAGAAAAAAUAAAAUUCAAAUGAUUCUCGUUCAUUAAUGCCAAUCAGUUGAAAUAUGAUUCUUUGCCAGAACAAUCAAAAGGUUACUCAUUCUGGGAAACACAAUUCAUUUGAUGGGGAAGUUGAUGGCCAAUAACAAUAACAACCUGAUAGUUAUCGAAUCAAAGACAAUGAAGUUUAUUUACGGUGUUUUGCUCGUCUUUUCGUGCAGCUUUGCUCUCACCUUUAGUUCCGAUGAUGGUCGAUUACCCUCGAAGGUACCUGUUUAUCAUCCACCUUAUGAUCCCAUUGAUAUGGAACAGUUUAGACCCAGAGUAAAGGGAUCUGAGGUUGCGAGACGGAUCCAACUAACCUUCCAAGAAGCACUGAAAAUGGUUAGACGACAAAAGCUGCAAAGUUGCGUUGCUCUCAUUAUUUGUACACUUGCCUGUGAUCCUCAUGCUUAUGGGCCAGACGGAGAUGAAACUUACUCCAAGUUGAUUCAUUUUAAUCAUUUAAGCAAUUCAACUCAAAUUCCUGAAACCAAUUCCAAGGAUAUUGCCAUGUUUAAAGACGCCGAACUCAAAGGAAUAGCUCAUGCUAAACAUUGUGACCUGUGUAAAUCAGAUUAUCCUCGAUGCCGUCGAGAAGUUGUAGAUCUGCUUCAGAUGUUCUUGAAUUUUGAAAUUGAAGACUAAAAAUUGACUCUCGUUAACCGUCAUUCCCAAUAAGCAGAUACCUUCAAUUUACAAUGAAACAUUUCACAGUUCUCAGUCAUUCGCUAAAUUCAAUGUUAAAUAGUUUAACUAUUCAAGCUCAUUCAACUGGACAAUUGACUGGUAAUUAAUCCAUAUUGCCUGAUAUUUUAACUUAUCAAUCGAUUUAGAUUCAUUUUUCACUCUAUUCUUGGACUACUUUAAAACCAAGGAUAACGCAUUGAAUGGUGAAUUAUUUUGGGUUAACUUGGAAUAAUAUAUUGAUGCAACCUUUUUUGAUUAUUGUGUUUAUUAAACAUGUAUUAAUUAUGGUAUAAUCAUUUUACAAUAACAAGCUGAGCCCCCGAUCAUGGCUGAUCGUAAAUUUCUUUUCACUGAAUACAAUAAAUUCAAUCCACAUUUAAA
Molecule: messenger RNA, 4705 nt
Organism: Tetranychus urticae (two-spotted spider mite)
Lineage: Eukaryota; Metazoa; Arthropoda; Arachnida; Trombidiformes; Tetranychidae
Gene: sad
Product: Cytochrome P450 family protein sad
Molecular function (GO): heme binding; oxidoreductase activity, acting on paired donors, with incorporation or reduction of molecular oxygen; monooxygenase activity
Source: RefSeq, a predicted model, not a curated record